Molecule: messenger RNA, 2598 nt
Organism: Lachancea nothofagi CBS 11611
Lineage: Eukaryota; Fungi; Ascomycota; Saccharomycetes; Saccharomycetales; Saccharomycetaceae
Source: the annotation of a GenBank genome assembly
AUGUCUGCAGAAUCGGCCCAACUGGCCCAAGUGCUGGAACAAACUAUUUUGAGUCCCGACGCCUCUGUGCGUCUACAAUGCGAAACACAACUGAAGAAAUUGUCCAACGAGAAUUUCCUGCAGUAUGUUGGUCUUUUGGCUCAGGUGCUCGCGGACGGCAACUGUCGUCUUGAAGCGCGUAUUUUGGCUGCGCUUACGUUGAAAAACGAGCUUGUGAGUAAAGACUCGGUGAAAACCCAGCAACUGGCGCAGAGAUGGAUAUCGCAAGUCGACGACUCGUCGCGUGCGGCAGUGCGCGAGUAUGCACUGGUAGCGCUAAUGGCUCCCGAACCCCGUGUAGCCAACGCCUCUGCGCAACUUAUCGCCGCCAUUGCCACCAUAGAAUUGCCUCGCAAUCACUGGCCAGAUCUCAUGAAGAUUAUGGUUGACAACACCGCCACUCAACAGCCUGAAAACGUCAAAAGAGCCUCGUUGCUGGCCUUGGGUUACAUCUGUGAAGCUGCAGACCCAGGUUCUGAAACUUUGGCUGCUCAAUCGAAUAACAUUCUGAUUGCCAUUGUUCAGGGCGCCCAGGCAAGCGAGCCGUCGAGAGCUGUAAGGCUGACGGCCCUUAAUGCGCUUGCCGAUUCUCUUGCAUUCAUCAAAAACAAUAUGGAAAGGGAAGGGGAACGCAACUAUCUUAUGCAAGUUGUCUGCGAAGCCACCCAAACCGUUGAUGACUCUGAAAUUCAGGCUGCUGCUUUUGGGUGCUUGUGCAAAAUUAUGUCGCUGUACUAUUUUCUCAUGAAACCGUACAUGGAGCAAGCACUUUACGCCUUAACCGUUUCCACCAUGCAGUCACAGGACGAAAAAGUGGCAUCCAUGGCUGUUGAGUUUUGGUCCACUAUAUGCGAAGAAGAGAUUGAUAUUGCUUACGAAUUGGCUCAAUUCCCACAAUCUCCGUUGCAAAGUUUCAAUUUUGCGCUUACUUCCAUUCAAGAAGUUGUCCCCAAUUUGCUAAAUCUCCUUUCAACACAGAACGAAGAUGCGGAGGAUGAUGAUUGGAACGUCGCCAUGUCUGCCGGUGCUUGUUUGCAAUUAUUUGCUCAGAACUGUGGUAACUACGUUGUAGAUCCUGUGCUGCGAUAUGUGGAACUCAACAUCACGAGCGAAAACUGGAGAAACCGUGAAGCCGCUGUGAUGGCAUUCGGUUCGAUCUUGGAUGGCCCUGAUAAAGUUCAACUCACGAAUCUGAUUCAUCAGGCCCUUCCACCUAUUUUACAGUUGAUCAAGGACCCAUCUUUACAAGUCAAAGAGACGGUAGCCUGGUGUAUCGGUAGAAUUGCCGAUUUAGUCAUCGGUGCUAUUGACCCACAAACUCAUCUACCAGACGUGAUACAAGCUUGUUUGCAAGGUUUAGAAGACCAUCCAAAAGUUGCCACCAACUGUGCAUGGACGAUUAUAAAUUUGGUUGAACAGAUGGCUGACAUUCAAGGCUCUCCUAUUUACAACUAUUACCCAAUAUUAGUGGAAGCGUUAAUGAAAGCCGCCAAUCGUACUGAUAACGAAAAUAGUGCUCGCGCGUCGGCAUUUUCUGCCCUGACCACAUUGGUUGAGUUUUCAACUGAUCAAGUUGCAGAAUCCGCUAUUUCAAUUUCGUCCUUUAUUUUAGACAAGUUGGGACAAACUAUGACAGUUGAUGAGACCCAAUUGACCACUGACGCCAAACAGAAUUUGGAGGAACUACAAUCCAGCGUCCUAAGUGUUUUGUCAGCUGUGAUACGUAAGAAUCCUGCUUCUGUCACAUCCGUUUCGGACAUGCUGAUGGACCUUUUCAUCAAACUACUCGACAAGAAAGAUGCUUCUUAUGUGGAGGACGAUGUUUUUUACGCCAUCUCUUCGCUAGCGGCGGCUUUGGGCAAAAACUUUCAGAAGUACUUGGAAACCUUUUCGCCAUAUCUCGUCAAUGCCUUGAACCAAGUCCAGUCUCAAGUCUCCAUUACUGCAGUAGGUUUAAUUGCAGACAUUUCCAAUUGUUUGGAGGACGAGUUCAAGCAAUUUGCGCCUGCGUUCAUGAAUGUUUUGGGUCAAAUGAUAUCCACCAACAAUGCUAAAAAGGAGCUCAAACCAGCGGUGUUAUCUGUUUUUGGGGACAUCGCCUCCAACAUUGGGCCCGAUUUCAUUCCAUACUUGAACCAAGUUAUGGCUCUUUGCGUUGCUGCUCAAAACACAAGGCCUGAAAACGCAUCGUUGGAGGCUCUAGAAUACAACGUCAAGAUUCAUGAAUCUGUACUCGACGCCUACGUUGGGACGGUGGCAGGUCUUCACUCUAACCCGGAUGCAUUAUUUCCAUACAUUGGGACUUUGUUUCAGUUCAUGAGUCAGAUUGCCGAUAACCCAACGCUCAACAGCGAGGACACCACAGCCAGAGCGGCUGUCGGAAUAAUCGGUGAUGUGGCCGCUAUGUUCCCCGACGGCAGGAUCAAGCAGUUCUACUCUCAAGAUUGGGUUACAGAGUUUAUCAAGAAGACCAGAAGCAAUCCUGCGUUCAGCCAAUCCACCAAGGACACCGCCAGAUGGGCCAGAGAACAGCAAAAAUUCCAAGUGGGACUAAGGUAA